AGCUCAAAAAUCAAAAUCCUAUCCCCUCUGCUCCUUCACCAAAAAUGGAGUCCCUCCUUCUUACCUCUUCACCUGAUAUCGGGAAGUUGCUCAGCUCCUCUUCCUCCUCUUCUUGUAAAUGUUAUCCUUCAGUUUCAGCAAGUGGGCACCCUUCUUUCUUCCUAUAUUUUCCCCACAAGAACAACCGAAUUCCCUCUGUUAUUGUUUCAGCAUCAAACAAGAAGAAGAAGAAAUCUGACUCCCACAGCUUUAUUCCUAAACCUGAUGAAGCCACUGGUCCUUUUCCCGAAGCUGUGCUCCUUAGAGAGAGGAAGGUCCAAGAAGAUGGUAGACUUGUACCUGAGUUUGCAGAUGCUGAAGAGGAGGAACUGUUUGAGGCUCUAAAUCUGCAGUUGGAAAGUGAUCUGAAUGUGGAACAGAUGCGACACUAUGAAGUGGUGUAUCUGAUUCAUGAGGAUCGUGAAGAUGAGGUUGAGAGUGUGAAUGCUAAUGUUCAAGAAUUUUUGAAAGAGAAGAAAGGGAGGUUGUGGAGAUUCAGUGAUUGGGGUAUGCGUAGACUGGCAUAUAAGAUUCAGAAAGCAUCACGAGCUCAUUACAUUUUGAUGAAUUUUGAGUUGGAAGCCAAAUGGAUUAAUGAUUUCAAGAGCAUGCUUGACAAAGAUGAGAGAGUCAUUCGACAUCUUGUGAUGAAGCGGGACAAGGCAGAAACAGAGGAUUGUCCUCCACCUCCCGAGUUCCAUACCACGGGUGCUGGUACAGAUGAUGAAAAUGAAGAGGAUAUGGAUGAUUAUGAUGAUGACAAUUUCGAGGGUGAGGAUGAUAUAGAUAUGGAAUUUAAUGAUGAUGAUUAUACAGAUGGUGUUAUUCUUGUGGAUGUUGACGACGAUGUAGAUGAUAGGAACAGUAGAAACCGUCGACAAAUUGAUACACACAAGACGGGGAAAAGGAAAGUGAGUGUGUGAAAACUAAUUGAAUUUAUUUUGUUCACUAUCUUAGAAUUUUGAUUACUUUUAAGUUCACUAUUAGAUCAUCUAUCAACCACGAGAUAAAAGCUG
This is a messenger RNA of Solanum lycopersicum (tomato), 1055 nucleotides long. RefSeq names its product ribosomal protein S6-like protein. Lineage: Eukaryota; Viridiplantae; Streptophyta; Magnoliopsida; Solanales; Solanaceae. Gene Ontology annotation, biological process: translation. Gene Ontology annotation, molecular function: small ribosomal subunit rRNA binding; structural constituent of ribosome. Gene Ontology annotation, cellular component: ribosome; small ribosomal subunit. The record is from RefSeq and is marked validated.